Phialemonium atrogriseum is the source of this 2498-nucleotide messenger RNA. RefSeq lists its product as uncharacterized. The record is from RefSeq and is a predicted model, not a curated record. The coding region runs from base 250 to 2286 and encodes 678 amino acids. Lineage: Eukaryota; Fungi; Ascomycota; Sordariomycetes; Cephalothecales; Cephalothecaceae. The transcript has 3 exons.
CCCCCCUCGUUCCUUUGCGCUACUGGUCAUACUUGGCCUAUUCUCAAUCCAGGAAUUCUCGCCAUCUUCUCUGCGCAUCGUUUCCCCCCACAUUGCAUUCACUUACACCGCAGGGUGUCGAGUACCCCUACCUAGUUCUACCUCUCCAGAGCUCUCCACUUUACCUUGAUUCAGCUAACUUCCCGGCCAAAGUCUCCCGUCAAGUCUCGGACCACCCCCCCAAUAUUCUCUGCAACUCAAUCAAUCGCCAUGAUGGAUGGCGAAAUUGCUGAAGACGUGAAGCAACCUGCCGGCGAUGUUGCUUCACCCACACCAAAGCCAGCCGAAAUCGCUGAGAUAUCUGAGGCAAUCGACGUCCCAGAUCAUAUUCAAUCCGAGGCUUCUCCUGCUCCUAUUGACGGCCCCCAAGGGGAUGAGACUAACAACGAGGACCUGACCCCACCUCCGGAUUCGCCCAUAGUUGACGACAUUAUGAGUCCGACGACAAGCAUUCCAGUCAACACACUCCAGGACGAGAUUGUUGUCGGAACCAAGGCUCACCACUCUGACGCUGGAAAGACAUCUCCCAUUGGGGUUGCAUCUGAUCAAGAGGAUAUCGAAAUGGACGAAGAGGCCGAUGAACAGUCUGACGAACAGCUUGUUACCUCUCACUACCCAAAGCGCAAGCGUGCUUCCAUUUUCAAUGACCUGAGCGAGGACAAGAUAGAAUCAAGUCUGGUUGAGGAAGAGCAGGGGCGUCGCCUCCCCAAGAUUAGCCGCCCGGCCAGGGCACAUGGAGUAGGUGGUGUGAAGGGAGUCGUCCUUGGUUACUGGCGUGACUCGCCCGUGGCCGACGAGAAAGACAAGCAUGCUGUUAUCGGCUUCAUUGAUGUCCGUGACCGCCUCCGUACUCGAAUCCAACCGACCAACAGGGAAGGCAAGAACAUCAGCAUCGGGUAUCCUCUCCCUCCCGGCCCUGGUGGCAGCUGGGUCACCUUUGAGCGAGUUGCCUUUGAUCCCCAUCUGGUCAACCUCGAUCACUACCAAGUUAAGGAGUACGUCAAGAUUCGAGCCGAGACAGUCGGCGGGGCCGAGACUUCGGAGGAGAGGGAAAUGCUCAAUACAGAAGCCGUGACAGAGGCCAUCCGCCGAGUGCAAGCCCACCCUCCUCCCGAGACUUCUGUUGUUCCGCCGGUUGCCUAUGGACCUCAGAUUCCCGAGCAUGCCCAAAUGUCCAACCGGCCAGAGAGCAAGAAGCGCCGCCUGGCGUCCGGAAUAGGCCUCCCAGUUACCAAUACCACUGCCUCGCCAACCCGGAAUCAGCAACUUGAGAAUAUCUCGAGAAGUCGGCCCACUAGGAUCUUGUUGGGCUUCUGGAAGAAGUCCAGCGCGGAAUCAAACGCGGAUAAGCACGCCGUCUACGGCAUUCUCGGCGCGAAUGACAUGUUCCGAGUCAAGCUCGUCCGCGAGACUCGGGAUGGCCGCACCAUGCUUGGCAAUUUCCCUGUUGGGCCGGGCGGGCUCUGGAUCCACUGGAAUGAGGUGGAGUUUGAGCCUCACCUCCAGCUCCUUUCCCGCAACGAUAUCAAGGAGUAUUGUAGAAUUCGCCAGGCACAGAUGGACGAGGGGGAGUCGCCUAGUGAACGAGGCAAAAACGAGAUCGCCGCUGCUCGUGAUGCACAGCUGCGUGCGCCCCAUAAGCUCCAAGGCAGGCGAGACGGUCCUGCUGGUGGUGCCCCGCCUGCCACGCCGGAGCUCAUCCUGGCCAACGACACCGACCCCGAGGAUAAUAAUACCGAGACCUCGGCUCCGGCUCUAGCCCAAGCUAAGCUCGAGUCUGAGGUCCACGGCCCCCGACUGUCUCGCCGUGAGAAUCCCUCCCGUGCCCGCCACUCUCUUCCCGACGUCCAGCUUCGCGCAGCGAACCGACCUCUCAGUGUCGAUCGUCUUGAGCGCACCAAUUCCCUCGCUCGUCGGGAGAUUGCCCGCGCUGAAGCUGUUCAGAUGCGGGCCGACCAGCGGUCAGCCAGCCGCGGGGCUGCCACCCCGGCCCCGGCUCCCCUAUCCGCCACAAACAAAUCCCUGUUCCAAGAUAACGUUCAGCGCCUAAAUAAGGUGUGGGCUGCACAAGAGGCUCACCGACUCAGGGAUGGCGCUGAGGAUGCAAAGAUCUAUAUGGGAAUCAAGUACGAGCGCAAGCAGAACGGCCCCUUCGAGGGGAAGCUCGUCAGCCAGGGAACCAUCAUCAGCAUCGACGGGGAGGAUUAUGUAGAAUACCGCGUGCUUACGAAGCCGACCUUCUUCUGACGGGACCUGAGCCGUCAUUCUUCAGUCGUCUCAUUCCAUCUUUGGAACGACUGUCGUACUGCUCUCGUCCUUGGCUUUUGGUGGAUAGCUGCAUCCCCUUGCCCCCUUAGCCUUCCGGCUGAACUUGCUCUUUUCUCAACCAAGUCGGACCACGGAACCAGGUGCGUUCCGGGGUUACCUUUUUCUCGGCUGGCUGGACUAUAGAGAUGCUU